UACUCUUCUCUUUUCCCAUCUACUUUUACCCUCCGUUUUCUAGUUUCUUCUUCAUCUGAUCUACCUAUAACCCUAAUCACACUUGAAGACCUUCUCUCUUUUAAUACUAAUAUUAGUUCUGUAUUAUCAUGGCCGACUGCUCUUCUUCUUCUUAUAUCCACAUGGUGCACCGGCUCAUUGAAGAGUGUUUGAUAUUUAAGAUGAGCAAAGAAGAGUGCAUGGAAGCUUUGUCUAAGCAUGCAAAUAUAAAACCAGUUAUUACUUCUACAGUUUGGAAUGAGCUGGAGAAAGAGAACAAGGAGUUCUUCGAGGCUUACACAAAAGGAAGCCAUGAAGAAGCUACAAAGAUACAGAAAAGACAAAGGAUUCAGAGCUGUGUUAAUGACAAGGACGCCGACGGAUGAUUAUCAGCAUCAGAGACAAAUAA
This is a messenger RNA of Hibiscus syriacus, 427 nucleotides long. RefSeq lists its product as uncharacterized. The transcript has 3 exons. The record is from RefSeq and is a predicted model, not a curated record. Lineage: Eukaryota; Viridiplantae; Streptophyta; Magnoliopsida; Malvales; Malvaceae. Gene Ontology annotation, biological process: developmental process. Bases 129 to 404 code for a protein of 91 amino acids.